GCCUUUCUCUAACUAUAAAAAUCACUUGUCUAAGGUGUUACUUGUUUUGCUUCUAAAAAUUUCAUUGCAUUUCCCACAAAAUUCCGGAGUUCCGGAUACAGAACUAAAUUUUCCUCCAACUACAAUAUUUUCUAAAUUUGAUUUUCAUUCAACUGUAUUCAAAAUGGUAAAUGCCGGCUGUGUUGCACGAUUGCUAAGCAAUUUUCAUAUUAGCACCAAUCAAUGGGUGAAAACAGUCAAUCCAGGGUGGUAUGAAAAGCGAGAAUUACCCAAAACUGUGCUGAUAAAAAAAGAAUCUCUUUCUCUAAUGACUAAAGUUAAGAGUCCACGCAGAUUAGAGAUUAAAAACAAGAGAAAGUUCGUGCAAAAGAUGCGCUUUGGAAAGAAUCCCUAUCAUUUGCGAAAGUCCUUGAAGUAAAUGUAAUGGGAAAAAAAUAACAACAGAAUGCAGAAAAAAAAGAUCAUGGAUUCCUAGCUGGUAUUGUGGUGGAAAUACGUGUUAUUAUUCUAAAUUCUAGAUAAAUAUAAAAUUGGUGUAUGUAUGUA
Drosophila willistoni is the source of this 546-nucleotide messenger RNA. RefSeq lists its product as uncharacterized. The transcript has 3 exons. NCBI's taxonomy places the organism in Eukaryota, Metazoa, Arthropoda, Insecta, Diptera, Drosophilidae. The record is from RefSeq and is a predicted model, not a curated record. Bases 164 to 418 code for a protein of 84 amino acids.